AUGGGCAACAUUUCGAUUUUGAUAUUCUUCUCCAUCAUCAUCAUCUCCAUAUCACCCUCUUAUGGAUACGAUUCGUUGGACCCUUUAGGCAACAUCACUAUCACAUGGGAUUUCUUGUCUGAUAAUGGGGAUACAGUCGAUGUGAGGAUAUCAGUGUACAACUUCCAACUAUAUCGGCAUGUGGAGGAGCCUGGUUGGAGAUUGGGUUGGGCUUGGAAAGGUGACGAGGUGAUAUGGGCAAUGUUGGGAGCAGAAGCUACAGAGCAAGGGAAUUGCACAAGAUUCAGAGGACAACAGAAACCCCAUUGUUGUGAGAAGGAACCAGUUAUUAUUGAUCUUAUGCCUGGAAGCCCAUAUAAUCAACAAACUUCUAAUUGCUGUAAAGGAGGGGUCCUAACAUCAAUGAUACAAGAUCUUACCAAAUAUGUUGCCACCUUCCAGAUGAAUUAUAUGAAACCAUCAAUCUACCUUUCAAAUAGCAAUUUUAGCAUGCCUGAAAAUUUCACCCUUGGAAUUCCUGGUUAUAGCUGUGGGACACCAUUUCAAGUCCCACCAACAAAGUUUACCAAAGAUGGACAUCGAUGGCAACAAGUCUUAGAGACGUGGAAUGUGACAUGUAUUUACUCCCAGUUUCUAGCAUCACCUACCCCAAGAUGCUGUGUAUCCUUGUCUGCAUUCUAUAAUAGUACCGUUGUUCCUUGCCCUGUAUGCAGCUGUAACUGUCAAGGGCUACCGGGGGCACAUUGUAUCAAUUCUGAGAAGUCUUCAAAAUUGCAACUGCAACAAGCACAUGGUGCAGAUUCACCAACACCAGUAAUCAGGUGUUCAAAUCACAUGUGCCCCAUUCGUGUUCACUGGCAUGUGAAACAAAGCUAUAAAGAGUAUUGGCGGGUCAAGAUCACAAUCACAAACCUUAACUUUGUCAGAAACUAUUCCCAGUGGAAUUUGGUGGUGUUACAUCCCAACUUGAGAAGUGUAACCCAAGUUUUCAGUUUCAACUACAAGCCCCUGCCAAUUUAUGGAAAUAUCAAUGAUACAGGGAUGUUUUGGGGGAUAAAGUACUACAAUGACAUGUUGCUGACACAUGGAGAGAACGGGAAUGUACAAACAGAAGUGUUGCUGCACAAAGAUAUAGGAGACUUCACCUUCAAAGAAGGAUGGACUUUUCCAAGAAAAAUUUCAUUCAAUGGAGAUGAAUGUGUUAUGCCAUCUCCUGAGGCGUACCCUAGGCUCCCAAACACAGCUCAUAUUGCCACAACAACCCCUUUCAUAGUUUUGUUCUCAGUGUUACUGCUCUCAGUAUUGUUCUAA
This is a messenger RNA of Gastrolobium bilobum, 1311 nucleotides long. RefSeq names its product COBRA-like protein 6. Gene Ontology annotation, cellular component: plasma membrane. Gene Ontology annotation, biological process: plant-type cell wall cellulose biosynthetic process; cellulose microfibril organization. The coding region runs from base 1 to 1311 and encodes 436 amino acids. The record is from RefSeq and is a predicted model, not a curated record. Lineage: Eukaryota; Viridiplantae; Streptophyta; Magnoliopsida; Fabales; Fabaceae. The transcript has 6 exons.